UCUCCUCGAAAUUUAACCGCUGAAAUUUGGGUUGGGGUAUACAACGCUUUAAACCGAGGCAAGGAUUGUCCUCACCCAAGCAUUAGCAAGCACCGAAGUUUGUUUAUCCCCGUAUCCAAACAAGCUCUGGAACAUCUUCGAUCUCACUCACUCCUCCAAUCCCAAAUCGAUUAAACCCUAGAGAUCCAAUCCCCAAAGGCAUUUCGAUAUUCAACUUCUACUAACAAUCUGCAAAAAUCCACAUUCGCCAAAAUUUCUAGGGUAUCGCUUUGAUCGCAUUCAAGUCUCCAAAUUUCGACAUCAAUGGACGAUGAUUCUGGGUCGCUCCGUCGAAUGUCGACCAGAACCCGAAAAGUGGCCUCCAGAAUGGCCGCCGCCCUUGCCAGCACCGAUAAUCGAAACCAGGCAGCUCUUGCACGGCUGGAAGCGCUGGAGAAUGACAAUGCGGGAAUGGAGACGAUAGAUGUUAAUGAUGAUGAGGAUGCUUCUCUUGAUGAUGAUGAUGAAGGGUAUGCACAAAAGAGGCAAUCCAAGGGCACAAAACGAACGACCCGGCAGGCAAAAGCUCUCGAGAAUGCCAGGAAGGCCCCAAGAACAUUCCUUGAACUGGUACAUGAGGCCAACCUUGAAUCUUUGCCUCCCCAUGUUCCCUCCUAUUUGAGAGCAGCUGUAGGACCUCCAAGCUCCACCUCCCGGCGCCAUUUCUGCACCGUCUGUGGAUUCGCUGCCAACUAUACAUGUGUGAGGUGUGGGACACGCUUCUGUUCAACCCGGUGCCAGAACAUACACAAUGAUACGCGUUGCCUAAAAUUUGUUGCCUGAUCCUUGGCUCAACCUCCUCCGAAUUUGCAAAAUACUUGUAACAGUCAGAAUUAAAAUUUUAAAUUGUGUAUAUGGAUUGCUCCAAUGCUUUUUUGAUCCAUGGGUAGUUAUGAUC
Vitis vinifera (wine grape) is the source of this 937-nucleotide messenger RNA. RefSeq names its product SWR1 complex subunit 6. NCBI's taxonomy places the organism in Eukaryota, Viridiplantae, Streptophyta, Magnoliopsida, Vitales, Vitaceae. The transcript is spliced from 4 exons. Gene Ontology annotation, biological process: chromatin remodeling. The record is from RefSeq and is a predicted model, not a curated record. Gene Ontology annotation, molecular function: nucleosome binding. Gene Ontology annotation, cellular component: Swr1 complex. The coding region runs from base 304 to 822 and encodes 172 amino acids.